AUGGGGAGGGGAGCGGGGCGGACGGCUACAGCGGGAGGCGAGGCGCCAUUUUUAAACCCUCUUGGCGGCUGCCGGUAGCUGUUUCCGGGUAAUUUGGCCUCCUGGGAUGCCAUCAAGAGAAAAGGUGGAAGGAAUCCUUCUGAAGGUGGUAGAUUUGGGCUGAAUUCAUAUUUACCUGGUUGUCAACUCAAUAAUAUUUAGCCAGGAUGGAUACUUUCACCAGCAUACUUCCUCCAAUAAGUGGAAAUAGUGAUCUUGUUGGUUCACAAGAAGAAAUACAAAAAAUGUUAAUCGAUGAGAGAAUGCGGUGUGAAAAUCAUAAAACAAAUUAUCAAACUCUAAAGGCAGAACAUACAAGGUUACAGGAUGAAUAUACGAAAUCACAAAAUGAGCUCAAACGGUUGAUAGUUGAAAAGCAAACCAUCCAUGACAAAUUUCAAUUUCUUCUUGCUGAGCUCCGAGGGGAAUUAUUAGAUAAAACUAGGGAACUAGAGGAACUGAAGAUGCAGGUACUAACUCCUCAAAAGCUUGAGUUGUUAAAAGCACAAAUACAACAUGAAUUGGAAACCCCUAUGAGAGAACGCUUUCGAAAACUAGAUGAAGAGGUAGAAAAAUACAGAACAGAAUAUAACAAACUUCGUUAUGAACAUACCUUCCUCAAAUCAGAAUUUGAACACCAGAAGGAAGAACAUGCACAUAUUUUAGAAGAGAAAAAAAUAAAGUACGACUCUGAGAUAGCAAGACUGGAUAGAGAUAAAGAAGAACUGCAUAAUCAGCUGCUUAGUGUUGAUCCCACAAGAGACAAUAAGCGAGUGGAGGUACUCCUAAGAGAAAAGGCUCAACUACAUCAAAAAUUAAAAGGUUUAGAAGCUGAGGUAGCAGAACUAAGAGCAGAGAGAGAAAAUAGUGGUGUGCAAGCAGAUAAUGUGCAAAGAAUACAGGUACGGCAGUUGGCGGAGAUGCAGACUACAAUGAGAUCUCUGGAGGCAGAAAAGCAGUCAGCUAAGCUCCAGAUUGAUCGUAUUGAAAAAGAACUACAGCUGAGUAAUGAGCAGAAUACUCUCUUAACCAGCAAAUUACACAAAGCUGAACGAGAAAUCAGUGCCUUGGCCACUAAAGUAGAUGAACUUAAGCAUUCACACAAAUUAGAAGUAACUAAUGUCAGACUGGAGGCAGCAAGAGCCAAGAGUGAGGUAGAAAGAGAGAGAAACAGGAUUCAAAGUGAAAUGGAUGGAUUGCAUUCAGACAAUGAAAUUCUCAAGGCAGCAGUUGAACGCCACAAAGUGCUUUUAGUAGAAAAGGAUCGUGAGCUCAUUCGUAAAGUACAAGCUGCCAAAGAAGAAGGCUUUCAAAAACUUGCAGCAUUACAGGAAGAAAAGUUAGAACUUGAGAACAGAUUAGCUGAGUUAGAGAAAAUGAAAGUGGAACAAGAUGCUUGGAGGCAAUCUGAAAAAGAUGAGUAUGAAGAGAAAUUGCGUGUUAUGCAGCUGGCAGAAGAGUCUAGCAGAAGGGAGCUUCAGAAUGUUAGGUUAAAACUUCAACAGCAAAUUAUUCAGUCUGAGGAGUUAGAAAAAGAGAAAAGUGAAAAUGCUGAUCUUAAACAGCAAAUUCAUGAUAUGCAACUCCAAGUGGCCUCACUUUCUCAGUCUGAAAAUGACUUGCUUGACUCUAAUCAAAAGCUGAAGGAAAUGGUGGAGAGAUUAAAACAAGAAUGUCGAAAUGCAAGAAGUCAAGCAGAAAAAGCUCAGCUAGAAGCAGAGAAGAUGUUAGAAGACAGACGUGUAGAGUGGUUGGAAGAAAAGCAUAAAUUUAUUCAGCGCAUCACAGAAAGAGAAGAGAAGUAUGACCAGGUGAAAGAGAAACUACACCGGGCUGCUGUUGCUCAAAAAAAGAAAACAGAUGUUAGUUGUUUAACAUUGAUGUCGCCAUCAGCAAGUAAUGUCAGAGAGGAAAUAAAAUCUACAGUUUCUAAGAGAAAGGCUCUCAAUGACAAUAAACAAAAAAGGCUGCAGGAGAAAAUCGAACUCUUGGAAGCAAAGAGAGAAGAACUAGAAACUGAAAACCAGGUGUUAAAUAGACAGAAUGUUCCCUAUGAAGAAUACACUCGCCUUCAGAAAAGACUAAAGGAUUUACAGCGCAGACACAAUGAAUUCCGGAGUUUAAUUCUGGUUCCUAACAUCCCAUCGCUUAAUCCAGUCAGUGGGAUGUCGUCUACCUUAGUUCCUGCGCCUGAAAUAUCUUUUCCCCAUCUGCAGGAGGAACAGCAUCAAAGGGAGCUCUCCCUACUUCGUAAGCGGCUAGAAGAUCUAGAAACCACACAGAGAAAACAGCUGCAAGAACUCGGGCCACGUGGAGAGCGAGUUAGGCUGGGAGUGGAUAGUGACUCUGGUAGAAGCAGGAUGGUUGAAGAGGACGAUAUACAAAUCGAGGACUCCAAAUAAAGCCUGCAAGUUUUAAUUACCACUUAACUUCACUACGUUUUCCUUGUGUAGGGUUUUUAGUGAGUGCUUUGCCAAAAACAUAUUUGUAUGUGCCUCAUGUUAGAAGAAAGGAUGAAAUAUAAUCUACAUAGUUUUGUAUUUUUGAUGGAACGCAAUGAGUUUAGUCAAACAUCAUAAUUCAAGGAAAAAGAAUGAUGACACUUCGAUAUACCAGUAACCUGGAAGACAUUUGUCAAAGCAUAUGCAAUGAUCGAGUUGCACAAAAAAUGAUUCUUUAAAAAGAAUUGUCAAAUUUUGGGUUGCAUUUUAAGCCAUUUAGAAAAAAAAACUUGUUGGGAAAAAUCCUUUGGAAUAACUGUUUAUUCAAGGAUUUUCCCCUACCCCUCCAUCCACUCAGCCUUUCUGUUACUGUGAAAUUGUGCUGUGUUGCUAGCACAUUUUUCUUUAAUAAAAAAAAAAAAAAUCCCAAAACACAUGAUACAGGAUCUGUAAAGAGAUGAAGGAGGAGGAAAAUAGAUCACAUUUUGGACAAAAACAGGACCAUAACAAUGUACCUUUUGUAUUUUUAAUAUAAAAAAAAUAAAGUUAUGGGAGAACAUGGCUAAGUAACAAUCAAGGUUUUUAAUCAAAUGCUGCAUUAUAGAUGAAGUAUGAAUAUUUGCCUUUUAUAUCUUUUAGAGAAGUCUCAAUUUGUAUUUAAUAUAUUGUGUCUUUGUUUACUUAAACCUGAUCACAUCUAUUUAUUCAAGGUUUAAUAUAUUUUUUUUA
This is a messenger RNA of Malaclemys terrapin pileata, 3209 nucleotides long. It is a transcript of the gene CEP83, whose product is annotated as centrosomal protein 83. The transcript has 17 exons. The record is from RefSeq and is a predicted model, not a curated record. The coding region runs from base 207 to 2441 and encodes 744 amino acids. Gene Ontology annotation, cellular component: centrosome. Lineage: Eukaryota; Metazoa; Chordata; Testudines; Emydidae.